Molecule: messenger RNA, 327 nt
Organism: Penicillium nucicola
Lineage: Eukaryota; Fungi; Ascomycota; Eurotiomycetes; Eurotiales; Aspergillaceae
Exons: 1
Coding region: 1-327 (108 amino acids)
Source: RefSeq, a predicted model, not a curated record
AUGAAGUUCACCACUGUCAUCACUUCCCUCCUCUGCCUGGCAGCUGCCCCGCUGGCCCUCGCAGAGACCGAUGUCACAUCGACUGCGACGAUGACCAUCACCAAGACUCUUGUCCGAGUCAAUACCAUGACUCCUACUCCGACCCCGAGCUCUAGCAUGGUGACCAUGUCGGCCACGCCCACCUCGACCCCUCUCUCCCGUGCUUCUUCCACCACUUCGGCUGUCGCAGCCGCUAGCUCGACUGGCGCCGCUGUGAACCUGGGCGCUGGCUUGCCAGCUGCCAUUGUUGCAGGAUCUUUCGCUCUCUUCAUGGGCCAGGCCCUGUAA